Messenger RNA from Chrysochloris asiatica (Cape golden mole), 1087 nucleotides. It is a transcript of the gene LMAN2L, whose product is annotated as lectin, mannose-binding 2-like. The transcript is spliced from 8 exons. Gene Ontology annotation, biological process: endoplasmic reticulum organization; endoplasmic reticulum to Golgi vesicle-mediated transport; Golgi organization. Gene Ontology annotation, molecular function: D-mannose binding. Bases 23 to 1069 code for a protein of 348 amino acids. The record is from RefSeq and is a predicted model, not a curated record. Gene Ontology annotation, cellular component: Golgi membrane; COPII-coated ER to Golgi transport vesicle; endoplasmic reticulum-Golgi intermediate compartment. Lineage: Eukaryota; Metazoa; Chordata; Mammalia; Afrosoricida; Chrysochloridae.
UGAAGGGACGGCAGUGGGGAAGAUGGCGGCCGGCUUGGGACCCUCUGGGUGCUGGCAGCGGUGGGGACAUCAUUUGUCUGCUCGGAAUGGGUCCAAGAUGUUGCUCCUGCUUCUUUUGUUGGGAUCUGGGCAGGGGCCACGGCAAGUCGGGGCGGGUCAGACGUUCGAGUACUUGAAACGGGAGCAUUCGCUGUCGAAGCCCUACCAGGGUGUGGGCACGAGCAGUUCCUCACUGUGGAAUCUGAUGGGCAAUGCUAUGGUGAUGACCCAGUAUAUUCGACUUACUCCAGAUAUGCAAAGUAAACAGGGUGCUCUGUGGAACCGGGUGCCAUGUUUCUUGAGAGACUGGGAGUUGCAGGUGCACUUCAAAAUCCAUGGUCAAGGGAAGAAGAACCUGCAUGGUGAUGGCUUGGCAAUCUGGUACACAAAGGAUCGGAUGCAGCCAGGGCCUGUGUUUGGAAACAUGGACAAAUUUGUGGGGCUGGGAGUAUUUGUAGACACCUACCCCAAUGAGGAGAAGCAGCAAGAGCGGGUAUUCCCCUACAUCUCAGCCAUGGUGAACAAUGGCUCCCUCAGCUAUGACCAUGAGCGAGAUGGGCGACCUACUGAGUUGGGGGGCUGUACAGCCAUUGUCCGCAAUCUCCAUUAUGACACCUUCCUUGUGAUUCGCUAUGUCAAGAGGCAUUUGACGAUAAUGAUGGACAUCGAUGGGAAGCAUGAAUGGAGGGACUGCAUUGAGGUGCCUGGGGUCCGUCUGCCGAGGGGCUACUACUUCGGCACUUCUUCCCUCACUGGGGAUCUCUCGGAUAAUCAUGAUGUCAUUUCCCUGAAGUUGUUUGAGCUGACAGUAGACAGAACUCCAGAGGAGGAGAAGCUGCAUCGCGAUGUGUUCUUACCCUCGGUGGACAAUAUGAAGCUGCCUGAGAUGACUGCCCCACUGCCGCCUCUGAGUGGCUUGGCCCUCUUCCUCAUUGUCUUUUUCUCCUUGGUGUUUUCUGUCUUUGCCAUUGUCAUUGGCAUCAUACUCUACAACAAAUGGCAGGAACAGAGUCGAAAGCGCUUCUACUGAGCCCUCCUACUACACCAC